GCUUUGAUUGCUUAAUUUUUCCUAUAUAAACCACACUUCCAACCCCCACAUACGUAUCCCAAGUUCCCAACCCAAUUCUUCGAUCUCCCUCUCCCUCUCCCUCUUCAUUUUUAAUUUGGUUCCUAUAAUUACCCUAGCUAUCACGUACUAUACCCAUGGAGGCCUUAUCUCUCUCUGUAGUUCUAGUUUUUCUCUCUAUUGUUAUCACCGUCUUCGCCUUCCGACGCCGGUCUCAUUCCGAUGUCAAGCUGCCACCGGGCAGCUUCGGGUGGCCGAUCAUGGGCGAAACCAUGGAGUUCUUGUUUGGCAAGCCCGAGAACUUCGUGGGCGAUAGGAUGAAAAAGUACUCUCACGAAAUCUUCAAGACCAGUAUUCUUGGAGAGAAAACCGCAGUGAUAUGCGGCCCUAGCGGGAACAAGUUUCUCUUCUCCAACGAGCAAAAGCUCUUCACCGUCUUCCGUCCACAUCCGAUGCAAAAGCUUUUCCGAUCGUACAAAACUAACGCACCUGCUCCACCGGUCCAAGCCUCACCAGCUGACGAGGUGAAAUCGAUUAGGACCCCCGGUUUUUUCAAACCGGAGGCCCUAAUGAGGUACUUGGCCAAAAUGGACUCGAUUACACAACAGCAAUUGGAUGUCCAUUGGGAAGGAUUAAGUGAGGUGAAAGUUUUUCCUCUUUCCAAGACAGUGACCUUGACGCUUGCAUGUCGCUUCUUUUUGGGCAUCGACAAUCCAGAGCGUAUCGCGAGGCUUGUUGGUCACUUCGACGAUAUCACUCUGGGGAUGCACUCGAUUAUUUUGAACGUCCCCGGAACGAUCUUUUAUCGGGCAAACAAGGCUGCGGCUGCCAUUCGGAAGGAGCUAGUGAAUGUGAUUAAGGAGAAGAAAGCUGCGAUGGCGAGUGGGGCACCGAUGCAGGACAUAUUGUCGCAUAUGAUUGUGGCCGCAGAUCCAAAUGGGAGUUUCAUGCCAGAGGCAGAGAUUGCUGAUAAAAUGAUGGGUUUGAUAGUAGCUGGGUAUAGUACAGUUUCUACCACCAUAACUUUUUUCAUGAAGUAUGUGGGUGAAAAUCCAGAUGUCUACAACAGAGUCCUGUCAGAGCAAUUGGAGAUCUCAAAGGGCAAAAAGGCAGGAGAAUUGUUAGACUGGGAAGACUUGUCGAAAAUGAAGUACUCAUGGAAUGUGAUGUGCGAAGUGAUGAGACUUGUUCCUCCCCUUCAAGGAACUUUCAGAGAGGCCCUAUGUGAUUUUACCUUUGCUGGUUACACAAUUCCUAAGGGAUGGAAGGUUUACUGGACUGUUAGCUCGACAAACAAGAACCCCAUGUACUUUAAGGACCCAGAAAAAUUCAACCCUUCAAGGUACGAAGACGGAGAAGCACCGCCUCCUCCGUACACAUACGUACCAUUUGGUGGUGGGCCUAGGUUGUGCCCGGGGAAAGAGUAUGCACGAUUAGCAGUACUAACUUUCAUCCACAAUGUGGUGAAGAGGUAUAAGUGGGAACUUCUGUUUCCUGAUGAGAAGGUCAUGGGUGAUAUGAUGCCAACACCAGAAAAAGGCCUCCCAAUUCGUCUGACUCGUUGUUAAGUUUCUUAAUUAAUUACCAUCCACGGGAUAUUAUAAACACAAUAAUAAUAGUAGUACUGUUGAUGGGUUAUAGAAUUAUUCGAUCGAUAUUAAAGAAGAGAGAGUUUUGACGUAGACGACGACAUGGCAAAAUCUGGCCGGCUUGGUGGUCCGGAAUCAUUUACAGUAGUAGUAUUUUGUUUCCAUUAGUUACGCAGACAGACAUAUGUCUCGAUCUUCUUGUAAAAAUUGUACCAGAUGAUCAAAUAAAAUUAUAUGAGUAUCUUUCAUA
Rhododendron vialii is the source of this 1857-nucleotide messenger RNA. RefSeq names its product beta-amyrin 28-monooxygenase-like. The record is from RefSeq and is a predicted model, not a curated record. Lineage: Eukaryota; Viridiplantae; Streptophyta; Magnoliopsida; Ericales; Ericaceae. Gene Ontology annotation, biological process: sterol metabolic process. Bases 156 to 1586 code for a protein of 476 amino acids. Gene Ontology annotation, molecular function: heme binding; iron ion binding; monooxygenase activity. The transcript has 3 exons.